Molecule: messenger RNA, 2491 nt
Organism: Bactrocera tryoni
Lineage: Eukaryota; Metazoa; Arthropoda; Insecta; Diptera; Tephritidae
Gene: bond
Product: elongation of very long chain fatty acids protein 7
Exons: 5
Coding region: 362-1378 (338 amino acids)
Biological process (GO): very long-chain fatty acid biosynthetic process; fatty acid elongation, polyunsaturated fatty acid; fatty acid elongation, monounsaturated fatty acid
Cellular component (GO): endoplasmic reticulum membrane
Molecular function (GO): fatty acid elongase activity
Source: RefSeq, a predicted model, not a curated record
GGCCGUAAAUGACGGCCGAUUUCAGUUUCGGGAGUAAUACCACUAAAUACUAAUAAGUUGUUGUUGUUUGUUUGCUAUUUUAAUAUAAGUGAGUUUUGAUUGUUUUGUGGCGGCUACGCACGGACGAUAAUUCUUAAAGCACACGACACGCAGCUGUACGCGCUCGCAUCUACACGCACGCAUACAUACUUACGUGUGUGCACAACAACCGAGUUGAGGGCUGUGCUCGGCAAAUUAGCUAAUCAGUGCGGUUUGGCAGUGAUUGUCACAGUCUGACAGUCUACCAAUUUGGCAGAGCUUUACGACGGUGUUUUGUUUUUGGUGCGCUAAGAGAACGAGACACAUACAUACAAGCACGAAAAUGGCGACCUAUAUGAAAAUUUUCAAUGAACGCAUAUCCGGUCUCUCGAAGGGUGUUGAUGAAACGGUGGAUAGCUGGUUUCUUAUGAGCUCACCUGGACCGGUAGUUUCAAUUGUUGGACUCUAUUUGCUCUUUGUGCUCAAAAUCGGACCCGCAUAUAUGCGUGAUCGUAAGCCAUAUGAUCUUAAGAAAGUCAUGGUCAUCUACAAUGCAUUCCAGGUGUGCUACUCUAUGUGGAUGUGCCGCAUGUCAAUCAGAGAAAGUAACGUCAUCGCCUCGAUCCUUUCGAAAAAAUGUGAGAUCGUACGUAAUCGUGAACAGAAUUUGAUGCUAUACUCCGGCGCCUGGUACUAUUUCUUCUCGAAGAUCAUCGAUUUGCUGGACACUACAUUCUUUGUGCUGCGUAAGAAGCAAAAUCAGGUUUCAUUCCUGCAUGUUUAUCAUCACACCAUCACCGCACUCUUCUCUUGGGGUUACCUUAAGUACGCGCCUGGUGAACAAGGUGUCAUCAUUGGCAUACUCAAUUCCGGUGUACACAUAAUUAUGUACUUCUAUUAUAUGGUUGCUGCCAUGGGUCCACAAUAUCAGAAAUACCUCUGGUGGAAGAAGUACAUGACCACCAUUCAGCUCAUCCAAUUCGUGCUCAUUUUGGGCUACAUGAUCAUAGUUGCUGCCAAGGGCUGCAAUAUGCCACGCGCGUUGACAUUCAUAUUUCUCGCCAACACGAUCAUCUUCUUGUAUCUGUUCGGAAAAUUCUACCGCAAGACAUACAACACACGAAAGGCGGCAGCAGCAGCAGCCGCAGCGAAUGGCCAUGCAAAUGGUCACGCAAAUGGUCAUGCAAAUGGCUAUGCUAAGGGUCUUACGAACGGUUCGAUCACUGGGCGCGCACUACUCGCCGCUGCCGGCGGUAUGGGUUGCAAGCCGACGACGAACUCACUGCUGGCACAUGGCGAUCAGAUGAAGCAUUUGAUCGAUGUGAAUAAUAAUCACAUAAAGUUGAUGAAGAGUGAAUAAGUGUGGUGAAAAGUGGGUAGGUGGUAGUUGAAAGCGAAGUACAAGGGUGUAGGGGCUAUUUGAGCACGGGUAGGGUUAUGCAUACAUACUUACAUACAUUGGUGAUGAUCAAUGCGAUCUUAAACGGAUGAUCAAGUGCAGUUUGAAGUUUGAAAUUUUUAAACUAUUUUUUGAAUUUUUAUUUCAUAAUUAUCGAAGUGAAAUUCGCUCGAAAAAAACAAUUUAAUUCGCGCCAGCUAAUUUCGAAAAUCAGUAAAAAAUUUAAAUUUCUAAUUAACUGUUUUCUAAAUAUAAUGAAUCGCGACUCUAAUCUGCAGUGAAAACAAUUGGUCUUAUAAAUUUUGCUAAAACUUUCGAUUUCUCCAUAAUUUUUGUCUUAUAAAAAAUUGAAAAAAAAAAUUCCCAUUGUUGCCAAAGCGCAAUAAUAAUUAUUUUGUCACUACAAAAUAUAUAUGCACCACAUGCUACAGUAUAAAAAACACACAUUUCAAUAGCGUUAAGUAGAAAUAUUUUUAAAACAUAUUUUAUUUUUAAAGCAUAUUGUGAGAGCUUUUUUAUUGGGGGUUUCUUUAGUAGUUAGUAAUUACAAACUGUCUUACAUACUUAACUAGCAAUAUUGAAAAGUUCUGUAUUAGUCAAGAAAAUGUUGAAAAAAUUGAAAAUAUAAAACCAAAAGAAUGAACAAUGAAGACAGCAGUAAAAAUGGGCUUGUCGCUUCUUCUGUGAUUGUGUGCGUCUGUGCGUGAAUGGGCUUAUGUGUAAAUAUAUAUAUUAAAGAAAUAUGUAAUAAUGGAGUUGUACGUAAAGUAUGGAGUUUCCGUAACCAAAAACAAAAAUAAUAAAUAAAUUAGUACUAUUAUGAAGCUAUUACCAAAUUUUUCUUUGCUUACUGCAGUUUCAAGCAAUUCCAUCACAUUAUAUAUUCAGGUUUGUGUGUGCGUGUGCGAUGUCUAGAAAGCGGCGAGCCCAUUUACUUAUAUACCUUAUAUGCGAACUAUCUAGUUUAGUUAAGUUUAGUUUUUUUAUAAUAAAUAUGUAUAAAUUCAUAUAUUUUAAACAUUGCUGAAUAUUUGUAUGCCUAUUUGUAAUUUACCAAUUUUGUUCUGAACAGAA